AUGUCUCCCCCACAGCUAUUGCUUGGGCCCAGCUAACUACACCUGACUGCCCAAAGCUGCUCGGUGCCUUCAGGCCGGAGAACGCCGGAGGAGAGCUCAAGGAUGGGCAGCACCACUACGAGGGAGCCGUCGUCAUACUCGAUGCCGGAGCGCAGUAUGGAAAAGUCAUCGAUCGUCGGGUGCGCGAGCUGUUCGUCCAGUCCGAGAUCUUCCCGUUGGAAACGCCAGCCUUUGCAAUCAGAGAACAAGGCUUUCGAGCUAUCAUUAUAUCUGGAGGACCAAACUCUGUGUAUGCAGAAGAUGCACCAUGGUUUGACCCAGCAAUAUUUACAAUAGGAAAACCAGUUCUUGGAAUCUGCUAUGGCAUGCAGAUGAUGAAUAAGGUAUUUGGAGGUACGGUGCACAAGAAGAGUGUUAGAGAAGAUGGAGUGUUUAGCAUUACUCUGGAUAACACAUGUUCACUGUUCAGGGGCCUUCAGAAGGAAGAACUUGUACUCCUCACUCAUGGAGAUAGCGUGGAUAAAGUAGCUGAUGGAUUCAAAGUGGUUGCACAGUCUGGGAACAUUAUAGCAGGCAUAGCAAAUGAAUCUAAAAAACUGUAUGGAGCACAGUUCCACCCUGAAGUUAGCCUCACAGUGAAUGGAAAAAUGAUCCUGAAGAAUUUUCUUUAUGAUAUUGCGGGAUGCAGUGGUACCUUUACAGUGGAAAACAGAGAACUUCAGUGCAUUCAAGAUAUCAAAGAGAAAGUGGGCUCAUCGAAAGUGCUG
Molecule: messenger RNA, 767 nt
Organism: Cariama cristata (Red-legged seriema)
Lineage: Eukaryota; Metazoa; Chordata; Aves; Cariamiformes; Cariamidae
Product: GMP synthase [glutamine-hydrolyzing]-like
Exons: 6
Biological process (GO): GMP biosynthetic process
Cellular component (GO): cytosol
Molecular function (GO): GMP synthase activity; ATP binding; GMP synthase (glutamine-hydrolyzing) activity
Source: RefSeq, a predicted model, not a curated record